AUGGCGGCCAUGGAGGAGCUGGAGAUCCACAGCAAGUCCUACUUUGUCCGCUGGGUAUCGGUCAAGCCCGCCCACACCAUCUCCUGGAGCAUUCAACCGCACAAAAAGUCCAUCAACUUCGGCAUCUUCAAGCAUCCCGGCCAUUCGGCCGUUCUGGGCUCCAACACCAACUUACCUGCCACCGAUUCCCCCAACGCCGAUUCUAAUGAAAACCUGCCCGCGACCGCUGGCGCUGCGGCCUCGCGACCCAAUGCCUCCGUCAUUGACAAGCUGACAGGCAUUGGCCUUAAGCAGAUCCAAUGGAUCGGCAAAUGCGAGGCCGAACGCAUCUUCCGCGGUACCUACGACGUGCCCGCCAACGAAGGUGGGAACUACGCCCUGGUCUUUGACAAUACCUUCUCCAAGCAACUCUCGAAAACCGUCACUCUCGCCCUGCUCACCUACCCAACCGCCCUCCCACCACAGUCAGUUCCCGUCCCUCAUGCCUCCAGCCACCCCAUACGGUCCGAUACCGCUGAAUCCGGAAAGUCCCUGGCUGCCCGCCGACGGGGCAACAGCGUCGCUCAGCCGCCGCCUCUCGCCAGCGACCGCGACUCGCUCAAUACCUAUACGGGCCUGCUUCAGAAGCGACGGCGGAAGCGCCAUCAGGGCUGGGCGCGUCGAUUCUUCUCCCUCGACUAUACCUCGUCGACCUUGUCUUACUACCACGAUCGGAAUUCUGCCGCGCUCCGCGGUUCCAUCCCCUUGUCGCUGGCUGCGGUCGCAUGCAACGAGAAGUCGCGCGAGAUUUCCAUUGACUCCGGCACCGAAGUCUGGCACCUUCGCGCCAACAAUGACCAGGAGUUCGCCGCUUGGAAGCGGGCGCUGGAGCGGGCCUCCGCCCCGUCCUCCAAGACCCCUGCUACCGCCACCGACGACACCACCUUGCCAUCCGAACCCUUGUUACGCGUGCCAUCUCAGCGUGUCGCUCCGAACCCCGUCGAGGAAAGGGAAUGGGAGCAGGUUGAGGGCCUUGUGAGCAAGGUAUCCGGAUCGCGCGAUGCUGUCCGGCGCCUGGCCAAGGACACUGAUCCCAAGUACCUGGGCGGCAAUGUCGCGGAGAAACCCCGCGGUCGCUCGCCUAGCCCGCAUCGCACGCCGACGGACCUGAACGGAGACGAGUCUGGGGACGCCAAACGCCCGUUCUGGAAGCGCAAGAAUAGUACGGCCACGCAACCCGGCGUCAAGCGCACCACGACCAUGGCCUCCAUGUCCUCGCAGCUGGCUGUGCCGGGCGCCUUUGACACGGCGUCCCUGGCGGGCGAUCGCAAGCCCAGCAGCAUCGCCAGCCCCCCGGAUCCCAUGGAGGAGGUUCAUGAACAUCUUAUGGCCGUGUUGCGUGACCUGGACCAGGUCGUCAGCGAGUUCUCGACCCUCAUCUCCGAAAGCAAGCAGCGACGACACCCUCCCGGCGCGACCGUGCAGGCGCGGCGCAGCUUCGAGUCUGAUGUCUCCCAGGAGUUCUUCGAUGCCGAUGACGGUAAAGCGCUUCUCACAAUCAAGGGCGACAGCGACGACGAGGCAGCGGCCGACAACGCCUCCGACCACACUGUAUGGGAUUCGAAACCCAAGGUGGAAGAAGAACCCAUGGUCAACGACGCUCCCUCUGAUGACAGUGAGGACGAGGCCGACGAGGCGCCUGCUGGACACGAUCAGUACUCGCCGCUCUUCCCCGGGCGCCCCAAAGCGCUCACGCCGCUCCCACUCAGCCCCGUGAAGCGUCGUGCCAACAUCACGGCGCCGACAGUCAUGCCGCCCAGUCUAAUUGGCUUCCUCCGCAAGAAUGUCGGCAAGGACCUGUCGCAGAUAUCCAUGCCUGUUUCCUCCAACGAGCCCCUGUCGCUGCUUCAGCGUGCCGCCGAAGUUAUGGAGUAUUCCACCCUGCUCGACCGCGCCGCCAGCGCCUCCGACCCCGUUGAACGCCUCAUGUACGUGACUGCAUUCGCCCUCUCUCCCAUCUCGAGCAACCGGAUCCGUGAGCGCGCUAUCCGCAAGCCGUUCAACCCCAUGCUCGGCGAGACCUACGAGCUCGUCCGUGAAGACCUUGGCUUCCGCUUCAUCGCCGAAAAGGUUUCGCAUCGCCCUGUCCAGCUUGCCUACCAAGCCGACAGCAAAGACUGGAGCCUUACGCAAUCCCCCAUGCCGACGCAGAAAUUCUGGGGUAAAUCCGCCGAAAUCAUCACCGAAGGCAAGAUGCGCCUGACCCUCCACACCACUGGCGAACACUUCAGCUGGGCCCAGGCCACUUCGUUCCUCCGCAACAUCAUCGCCGGCGAGAAAUACGUCGAACCUGUCGGCGAAAUGGUCGUCGUCAACGAAACUACUGGCCACCGCUCCCUCUCCACGUUCAAAGCCGGCGGCAUGUUCUCCGGUCGCAGCGAAGAAGUCAGCACCAAAUCCACGGACCCCUCCGGCCGCGACCUACCUCUGGGUCUCACGGGCACCUGGACCUCCUCCCUCGACCUCACCAAGAACGGCAACCCCUCGGGAACCAUCUGGAGUGCCGGACCUCUGGUCCCCAACGCGCCCAAACACUACGGUCUCACGGCCUUCGCGGCGACCUUGAAUGAGGUCACUCCCAUCGAGGACGGCAAACUCCCCGUCACAGACUCCCGACUUCGUCCGGACCAGCGCGCCCUCGAAGACGGCGACGUCGACCAAGCCGAGGCAGUCAAGGUCCAAUUGGAAGAGGGUCAGCGCGCUCGUCGUCGCGAGAUGGAAGCCGCAGGCGAAUCUUGGACACCGCGGUGGUUCACUCCCGUAGAUGAGGCACCGGGAGAUGAAUCCGUGUGGCGACUGAAGUCCGGGAAGGAAGGCUACUGGGAGGAACGGAGUAAGGGCGCCUGGACGGGCGUGGUGCCAGUUUUUACGAAGUAA
Aspergillus eucalypticola CBS 122712 is the source of this 2916-nucleotide messenger RNA. Its product is annotated as oxysterol-binding protein related protein OSH3. Gene Ontology annotation, molecular function: sterol binding. Gene Ontology annotation, biological process: maintenance of cell polarity; endocytosis; exocytosis. The record is from RefSeq and is a predicted model, not a curated record. NCBI's taxonomy places the organism in Eukaryota, Fungi, Ascomycota, Eurotiomycetes, Eurotiales, Aspergillaceae. Gene Ontology annotation, cellular component: intracellular membrane-bounded organelle; perinuclear endoplasmic reticulum; cytosol. The transcript is spliced from 2 exons. Bases 1 to 2916 code for a protein of 971 amino acids.